CACCUCGGUUGGCCACAGAGCCCGAGCGCUGGCCGGAGUGUGAGGUUUCCGCGGCCGAGGGGAAGAUGGCGGCAGCCACGGUGCUGGCCGCGGGGCUCUGCGCGGCGCGCCGGGCGGUGGCGGUAGCGGGGCCGCGGGGGGCGCAGCCUCGCCGCGAGAGAAACGAACCGGCGAUGAACGACGCCCUGCACAGGCCCAGGCACCGAGGUGGACACAGGGUCCGAGGAGCUGCAGCUGUGACUGAUGGGAAUGAAGUGGCAAAGGCCCAGCAGGCAGCUCCUGGGGGGGCAGCCCCAACCAUCUUCUCCCGGAUCCUGGAUCGAAGCCUCCCAGCUGACAUUCUGUAUGAGGACCAGCAGUGUCUCGUAUUCCGUGAUGUGGCCCCUCAGGCUCCUGUGCACUUUCUGGUCAUUCCUAAGAAGCCCAUUCCUCGCAUUAGCCAAGCUGAAGAAGAAGACCAGCAGCUUCUAGGACACCUUCUCCUUGUGGCCAAGAAGAUGGCAAAGGCUGAGGGGCUGGGAGAUGGAUACCGACUUGUGAUCAACGAUGGGAAGCUGGGUGCACAAUCUGUGUAUCACCUGCACAUUCACGUACUUGGGGGCCGACAGCUCCAGUGGCCUCCAGGUUGAACCUACCAAAUGACCAAGGAUCUCAGACUUGGAUGCUUGGAUGGGGGUGGGGGAAAACGGCACCCUGUAAUGCUAAUAAACUUGCUCUCCCUCAA
This is a messenger RNA of Eubalaena glacialis (North Atlantic right whale), 724 nucleotides long. It is a transcript of the gene HINT2, whose product is annotated as histidine triad nucleotide binding protein 2. NCBI's taxonomy places the organism in Eukaryota, Metazoa, Chordata, Mammalia, Artiodactyla, Balaenidae. Gene Ontology annotation, cellular component: cytoplasm; mitochondrion. Gene Ontology annotation, molecular function: hydrolase activity. The record is from RefSeq and is a predicted model, not a curated record. The transcript is spliced from 6 exons. The coding region runs from base 66 to 629 and encodes 187 amino acids.